Messenger RNA from Orycteropus afer afer, 759 nucleotides. It is a transcript of the gene RNF223, whose product is annotated as ring finger protein 223. Gene Ontology annotation, molecular function: ubiquitin protein ligase activity. The transcript has 2 exons. NCBI's taxonomy places the organism in Eukaryota, Metazoa, Chordata, Mammalia, Tubulidentata, Orycteropodidae. Gene Ontology annotation, biological process: protein ubiquitination. The coding region runs from base 1 to 759 and encodes 252 amino acids. The record is from RefSeq and is a predicted model, not a curated record.
AUGUCAUCAGACCAACAGGUGUGGCACACGGCUGUGCCACCCCCCACCAGGUCCCCCAGCUCCGCCAGCAACCCCAGGUCCCCCAGCUCCGCCAGCAACCCCAGGUCCCCCAGCACCCCAGGAUCUGAGAAGGUGGCCUCUCCACUAGAGUGCUCCAUCUGCUUCUCUGGCUAUGACAACAUCUUCAAGACACCCAAGGAGCUCUCCUGCACCCAUGUCUUCUGCCUCGAGUGCCUGGCGCGGUUGGCAGCCGCUCAGCCCAUGGGCCGCCCUGGCAGUGAAGCUGUACCCUGCCCAUUCUGCCGGCAGCCCACAGCCGUGCCCCCUGCUGGGGCUCCUGCCCUGCGCACUAGCCACCAGCUGCUGGCCAAGAUGCCAGCCCACUUGCGGCAGGAGGAGUGCGUAUGGCUGGAGGGCACCAAGCUCUGCUGCCGCCCGCCACCCUCUGCGCCCGGCCACGCCUCACCCAGCUUCGUGUGCGUAGAUGUGGGCCUGAGCAAGCCGCCCGAGCCUGUGCCACCCCCGUCUCCCCCAGGGCCUGUGCGCCGCGUGGACCGCCUGGCCCGCUGCUGGGCCAGCUGCAGGGACUGGAGGCGAGUGGCCCUGGUCUCGACGCUGCUGCUGGUGCUCUUCUGUGUAGUGCUGUGGCCCGUGCAGUGUGCACUUAAAACGGGGAACCUGCGCUGCUUCCCCCGGCCCCCUGCAGCCACCGCCAGUGCUACCACUAUGCUCCCCCUCGGGUCCCUGGCUGACAACUAG